Messenger RNA from Notothenia coriiceps (black rockcod), 363 nucleotides. RefSeq names its product neural Wiskott-Aldrich syndrome protein-like. NCBI's taxonomy places the organism in Eukaryota, Metazoa, Chordata, Actinopteri, Perciformes, Nototheniidae. Gene Ontology annotation, biological process: actin filament organization. The record is from RefSeq and is a predicted model, not a curated record. The transcript has 2 exons. The annotation marks the transcript as partial.
ACCCUCUGUCUAUCUGACUGAUGUCACUCUUACUGAAGUGAAGUGUGUGUUGGCUGACUAUUUAGCAUGUGCACACGGUGGCCCACGUGCACAUGCUAAACAUGCUUCUGUAUAUUUAUGCAUGUGAUCUCACCACAUAUCUGCAUAUCUGUCCCGUCUUCUGCAGGCACAUCGGUCACGUGGGCUGGGAUCCAAACACGGGAUUUGAUCUGAACAACCUGGACCCGGAGCUGAAGAACCUGUUCGACAUGUGCGGCAUCUCCGAGGCUCAGCUGAAGGACCGAGAGACUUCAAAGGUCAUCUACGACUUCAUCGAGAAGAAGGGAGGAGUGGAGGCCGUGAAGAACGAGCUGAGGAGGCAGG